AUGGAGGUGGAGAAAAGGAUAAUGGUGAAUGGAGGCAGGAAACUACCAAUUGGUUACAGAUUUCACCCAACGGAGCAAGAACUUAUCCUUCACUACUUGCUCCCAAAGACCUUUGCCUCUCCUUUGCCUUCCUCUAUCAUUCCUGUCUUUGAUGUCUUCUUCUCUCAUCCUCUUACUAUCCUAGGGGGUCAUAAAGAGAAGCAGAGGUACUUCUUUGGCAAGAAGAGAAGAGAAAUGUCAAGUAAUGAGAACAGAAUCAAGAUUUCAUCUGGCGACGGUUAUUGGAAACCUUCUGGGAAAGAGAGACAAAUCAUUGCUUGUGGUAGAACAGUUGGGAUUAAAAGAACACUUGUUUUCUAUGAAACAAACAAGUCUUCUUCUAAUUGCAACAAAACCAGAUGGAGCAUGACAGAGUAUUGCCUUGCAGGAUUCGCAUCAACUAAGGUGUUUGGAGAGUGGGCUGUGUACAAUGUGUAUGAGAGGAAAGGAUCAAAAGGAAGAAAACAGAGGAAAUCAAAAAGGAGAGAUGAUGAAGACUUGAGUUGCAUCCAUUUUACGAUUGGGUCGGAUCAUGAAACCGGCCCUCCACCGCCCUCGCCUCCUACCUCAGCUGAUGAGUCAGGCAGUAUUAUUUAA
Messenger RNA from Microthlaspi erraticum, 636 nucleotides. Lineage: Eukaryota; Viridiplantae; Streptophyta; Magnoliopsida; Brassicales; Brassicaceae. The record is from the annotation of a GenBank genome assembly.